This is a messenger RNA of Sordaria macrospora k-hell, 1875 nucleotides long. NCBI's taxonomy places the organism in Eukaryota, Fungi, Ascomycota, Sordariomycetes, Sordariales, Sordariaceae. The record is from RefSeq and is a predicted model, not a curated record.
AUGGCUCCCGCCGUCGGUAUUGAUCUCGGUACGACGUACUCUUGCGUCGGUGUCUUCCGUGAGGAUCGUUGCGAAAUCAUCGCCAAUGACCAGGGUAACCGCACCACCCCCUCGUUCGUCGCCUUCACCGACACCGAGCGUCUCAUCGGUGAUGCCGCCAAGAACCAGGUCGCCAUGAACCCCAGCAACACCGUCUUCGAUGCCAAGCGUCUCAUCGGUCGCAAGUUCAACGAUGCUGAGGUUCAGGCCGAUAUGAAGCACUUCCCCUUCAAGAUCAUCGACCGCGCCGGCAAGCCCGUCAUCCAGGUCGAGUUCAAGGGCGAGACCAAGACCUUCACCCCCGAGGAGAUCUCCUCCAUGGUCCUCACCAAGAUGCGUGAGACCGCCGAGGCCUACCUCGGUGGCCAGGUCACCAACGCCGUCGUCACCGUUCCCGCCUACUUCAACGACUCUCAGCGUCAGGCCACCAAGGACGCCGGUCUCAUUGCCGGUCUCAACGUUCUCCGUAUCAUCAACGAGCCCACCGCUGCCGCCAUUGCCUACGGUCUCGACAAGAAGGUUGAGGGUGAGCGCAACGUCCUCAUCUUCGAUCUCGGUGGUGGUACCUUCGAUGUCUCUCUCCUCACCAUUGAGGAGGGUAUCUUCGAGGUCAAGUCUACUGCCGGUGACACUCACUUGGGUGGUGAGGAUUUCGACAACCGUCUCGUCAACCACUUCGUUCAGGAGUUCAAGCGCAAGCACAAGAAGGAUCUCUCUACCAACGCUCGUGCCCUCCGUCGUCUCCGCACUGCUUGCGAGCGUGCCAAGCGUACCCUCUCUUCUUCCGCCCAGACCUCCAUUGAGAUCGACUCUCUCUUCGAGGGUAUCGACUUCUACACCUCCAUCACCCGUGCUCGCUUCGAGGAGCUUUGCCAGGACCUUUUCCGCUCCACCAUCCAGCCUGUUGACCGUGUCUUGACCGAUGCCAAGAUCGACAAGUCCCAGGUUCACGAGAUCGUUCUCGUCGGUGGCUCCACCCGUAUUCCCCGCAUCCAGAAGCUCAUCAGCGAUUACUUCAACGGGAAGGAGCCUAACCGCUCGAUCAACCCCGAUGAGGCCGUUGCCUAUGGUGCUGCCGUUCAGGCCGCCAUUCUUUCCGGCGAUACCUCCUCCAAGUCUACCUCCGAGAUUCUCCUUCUCGACGUUGCCCCUCUCUCCCUCGGUAUUGAGACCGCUGGUGGCAUGAUGACCAAGCUCAUCCCCCGCAACACCACCAUUCCCACCAAGAAGUCCGAGGUCUUCUCCACCUUCUCCGAUAACCAGCCCGGUGUCCUUAUUCAGGUCUACGAGGGUGAGCGUCAGCGCACCAAGGACAACAACCUCCUCGGCAAGUUCGAGCUUACCGGCAUUCCCCCGCUCCCCGCGAAGGGUACUGGCAAGACCAACCAGAUCACCAUCACCAACGACAAGGGCCGCCUGUCCAAGGAGGAGAUCGAGCGCAUGCUUGCUGAGGCCGAGAAGUUCAAGGAUGAGGAUGAGGCUGAGGGCAAGCGUGUCGCUGCCAAGAACGGCCUUGAGUCGUAUGCCUACUCUCUCCGUAACACCCUCGGCGACUCCAAGGUCGACGAGAAGCUUGAUGCUGCCGACAAGGAGAAGCUCAAGACCGAGAUCGACAAGAUCGUCGCUUGGCUCGACGAGAACCAGCAGGCCACUCGUGAGGAGUACGAGGACCACCAGAAGGAGCUCGAGGCUGUUGCCAACCCCAUCAUGAUGAAGUUCUACGGUGCUGGUGGUGCUCCCCCCGGUGGCAUGCCCGGUGCUGCUCCCGGCGGCUUCCCCGGCGGCCAGCCCGGCGCCGACUCCAACGACGGCCCCACCGUCGAGGAGGUCGACUAA